UUCCGGUCCUUCUGCUGCCGGAAGAGAAAAGGAGCUGCAGGCGAGGGUUAAUCUCGUUCUUUGGCACUAUGGAUGCGCGUUUUACUCGUGGGAAGUCUGCUAUCCUUGAACGUUCACUCACCCGACCCAAGACAGAUGUAAGCCUCAGUGCCUUUUCCCUGCUGUUUUCCGAGAUUGUACAGUACUGCCAGAACAGGGUCUAUUCUGUCUCUGAGCUUCAGAACAAACUUUCUGAGCUGGGCCAGCAGGUGGGAGCUCGUAUCCUGGAUGUGCUGGUAAUGCGAGAGAAAAAUGGUAAGCGGGAAACCAAGGUCAUCAAUAUUCUGCUCUUCAUCAAGGUGACUGUUUGGAAGGCUCUCUUUGGGAAGGAAGCUGAUAAGCUUGAGCAAGCCAACGAUGAUGACAAGACCUACUAUAUCAUUGAGAAAGAGCCUCUUAUCAAUACUUACAUUUCAAUUCCCAAGGAGAACAGCACCCUCAACUGUGCUUCCUUCACUGCCGGCAUUGUGGAGGCCAUGCUCACUUGCAGUGGAUUCCCUGCUAAAGUCACAGCCCAUUGGCACAAAGGGACCACACUCAUGAUUAAAUUUGAUGAGUCAGUUAUCACACGUGACAAAGCGUUGGAUGGUCGUUGAUAUGUUUUGUAUAAAUAAAUUUGAAUUGUCCUUGUGUGUAUAUGUAUAUAUAGAGUAUGUAUAGAUACAUGCACACAUUCUAUGAUAAAAGUAAUUUAUUCCUAUGUACUUUGAAACCCUGAUUAUAUGCAAAUGGUAUUUGGUGAGGAAAAUCAAGAUCCAGCAUCAGAAAAAGUUACUCUGUUUAAUAAUGCCUUUUUCAACUUAGUUCUUGUCAGAUAAUCCUUGACUUCUAGGCAUUCUGUAAUCUCAGAUAUCUGGAGGAUAUCAGUCUGGGAAAGGCAAUAUAUUGCAUUUCUUUGUUUCUGUCCUGUUGAAGUUUGACAAUAUUAAUGAAACAAUGUAUGCUCUACCAUUAGAUUAUUUGCUUAUGCUGUUGUCCUUUUUACUUAGUUCUUUCAAUUAUUUGUGACUAUUGCAGCCAAUUUUCUUUGUGUACCUGAAAUAAGAAAUUGGACCUAUGUUGAUAUUUCAUCUAAAAUAUAUAUUUUUAGAGCUGUGGUCAAGAGUGAAGGUUUUGCCUAUUUCUGUGAAGUGUGCUUUUCACUGAUGAUGCUGUUUUUGCUCUGAGUACUAGGAGAUAAAUCUGCUUGACUAUCUACCUGCAGAGACGGAUAGAUUAUUAAGUAAAGCUCUUUUGAGAGUUGGGCCAAAAAUCACACACAUUUCCUAUCAACUUAAUCAGCCCUUCAUACAGCUCUUUCCUGCUAUAUUUUGAGAAAGGGGGGGGGAAAUAAUUACAACUGCAAUGUACAUGAUUAUCUCUCUUUUUAGAAAAAGUAAACGAGAAGACCAUGAGUAUAGACUUCAUACAGAACAGUAAGCUACAGCUUGCUUAUAUGGAUAGAAUGCAUGACGGGUACCAGGCUUGAGCAUUUUUUCAAGUUCAUGUAAACAACCCAAAGUUUUACAGUUAGUGCUUAAUAAUUAACCAGAAUUUCUUCAAUCAUAGUUUUGGGAGCAAAAUGAAAAUUAGUCCUAGUUAUUUCCUCUCCCAGCUGCAAAGUGGAGUGUAGACCAUUGUGUUUUCAAAUCUUGGCUUAAACUCUAUUCAUAUAUGUAAUUUUGACCAGCUUUACCCAGGACUGAUUUGUCAUUUAAUACAUCACUCUGUUCUUACUAUUUAAUGCACUUGAUGUUUUGGAGAAUUGGUUUACUGAAAAAAAAUAAACUUGGUGAAA
Protobothrops mucrosquamatus (brown spotted pit viper) is the source of this 1816-nucleotide messenger RNA. RefSeq names its product trafficking protein particle complex 5 (gene TRAPPC5). Gene Ontology annotation, cellular component: TRAPPII protein complex; TRAPPIII protein complex; TRAPPI protein complex. The coding region runs from base 69 to 635 and encodes 188 amino acids. The record is from RefSeq and is a predicted model, not a curated record. Gene Ontology annotation, biological process: endoplasmic reticulum to Golgi vesicle-mediated transport. NCBI's taxonomy places the organism in Eukaryota, Metazoa, Chordata, Lepidosauria, Squamata, Viperidae. The transcript has 2 exons.